Populus euphratica (Euphrates poplar) is the source of this 648-nucleotide messenger RNA. Its product is annotated as transcription factor bHLH125. The record is from RefSeq and is a predicted model, not a curated record. Gene Ontology annotation, cellular component: RNA polymerase II transcription regulator complex. NCBI's taxonomy places the organism in Eukaryota, Viridiplantae, Streptophyta, Magnoliopsida, Malpighiales, Salicaceae. The transcript has 2 exons. Gene Ontology annotation, molecular function: protein dimerization activity; RNA polymerase II transcription regulatory region sequence-specific DNA binding; DNA-binding transcription factor activity, RNA polymerase II-specific. Gene Ontology annotation, biological process: regulation of transcription by RNA polymerase II. Bases 119 to 481 code for a protein of 120 amino acids.
UCACUAAAUAUUUGGAACCUUAGGCCCCUUAAAGAGAUAUCCCAUUCAAGGACUUACACUUUGAAAAGAAUAGUGGGCGUGCAAAAGGGAGAUAGGGAGAAAAUUUUGAGCAUUGAUCAUGGAUUAUAUUUCAUCAGUUUUUCAGAUAGACGACAAUAGCACUGAUGAUCUUGUCCAAUAUUUCUCUUCUUUUGCAUCCCAACAACAGACAACACCUAAAGAUAAAGUUCCAUUAAGACCUUAUGAAGAUUGCCACGAUCUUGCCAACAAAACUCAACAUGGCCGGCGCCGUAAAUCAUCCAUCGCUCUUGGAUCUGUCAAAGAUGAAAACCCUAAUGACAACAACAAGAAGAAAAUCAUCCAUAGAGACAUUGAGAGACAAAGAAGGCAAGGAAUGGCUAACCUUUAUGGGUCCCUACGACGCCUUCUCCCCCUUAAAUAUCUCAAGGGAAAGAGAUCUAUAUCAGAUCACAUUCACUAGACAGUAAACUAUAUAAAACAUCAAGAGGAAAAGAUCCAAAAGCUGAUUGACAAGAAAGAUGAAUUAAAAAGGUACUUGUCUACUUCUUCUGCACUUGAAAACUUGGAAGGUUAUGAGAGGGAUACCUUGACAGUCAGAACUUGUUGUGUUGGAGUUGAGGUUGGCAU